Cryptomeria japonica (Japanese cedar) is the source of this 1749-nucleotide messenger RNA. Its product is annotated as L-type lectin-domain containing receptor kinase IV.1-like. Gene Ontology annotation, molecular function: ATP binding; protein kinase activity; carbohydrate binding. The transcript has 3 exons. Lineage: Eukaryota; Viridiplantae; Streptophyta; Pinopsida; Cupressales; Cupressaceae. Gene Ontology annotation, biological process: protein phosphorylation. Gene Ontology annotation, cellular component: plasma membrane. Bases 1 to 1749 code for a protein of 582 amino acids. The record is from RefSeq and is a predicted model, not a curated record.
AUGGCAAACAUCUUAUCUCUGCUAUUCGUGUUCUCUUGUAUUGGAUUUGCUGGUGUCCUUUUUCAAGCGCAAGCACAAAGCACCUACUUCAUAUUUCCUCCUGCAACUAAUUUCAGCCUGGAAGGGAUCGCCAGCUAUCUACAAUUACUUCCGUUAAUGAAUGGGAAUUUAAUGGAACUCUCAAAUGGAGACAAAACCCAGGCAACAUUCUCCUGGAUGACUUACAACCAACCAAUUUCUCUCUGGGACAACUCUUCUUUUCUGGCAAACUUUUCUUCUCAUUUUAAAUUUCUUGUUUCCACAAGCGAUCAUCAGUCAUCCCAUUACCGCGGUGGGCUUGCCUUCUUCCUCACCCCUUCCGACUUGGAACCACCACUAAACUGUGAAGGCCAAUGGCUCGGUCUUUUUAACCAAUCCACCGAGGGAAAUUCAUCGAAUCAAAUUGUUGCCGUGGAAUUCGACAAAUUAAAAAAUGAUCCGUUUGACCCAGAUGAUAACCACAUGGGAAUCAAUGUGAAUAGCAUUGUUUCAAAGGAAGAUUUGCUCAUAAAAGGACUCCCAUUCUUUUCAGUUUCAAAUCGGCAAAUGUGUCCCUGUGGGAUAAAUAUUGAAUCCAGAUUUGUUGCGAAAGCAUACCGAACACAUGUCGCCGGAUUUGCCCUCUUAGCGGGAUUGUAUUAUUUCAGAAAUAAAAGCCGUGAGGAGGAGGACAUUGAGAUGGACAAAUGGUUUAGCGAAGGACCGCGCAAGUUCUCUCAUGCUGAGCUCAGCGCUGCAACUCAUAAAUUUAGCCAAGAACAAAAGCUCGGAGGGGGAGGAUUGGGCGAUGUUUACAGAGGCAUCUUGCCUGGCGCAAAAGAAGCUGUAGCCGUUAAAAGAAUAUCCCAACGCUUCAAACAAGGCAAAAAGGAAUACAUCUCGGAGGUUACGAUUAUCAGUAAACUGAGACACCGUAACCUUGUGCAGCUCUUCGGGUGGUCCCACCGCCAUCAAAAGGGCGAAUUGCUUCUCGUUUACGAAUUCCUGCCAAAUGGAAGUCUGGACAAGUAUCUUUUCGGAGGCAUUUGUUUGGAUUGGGAUCGAAGGUAUGUUAUUCUUCGUGACAUGACCGCUGCUCUUUUUUAUCUUAACGAGUAUUGCAAAGAGCGUGUGGUGCACAGGGACGUGAAGGCCAGUAACAUAAUGAUGGAUCCUGAGCACAGAGCAAAACUUGGAGAUUUUGGGCUGGCAAGACUAAGUGCAGGUAAUUUUGGAAAUAGUGCAUCAACUGUAAUAGCUGCAACAGUUGGAUAUAUCGCACAGAAUGGGAUGUGUCCAGCUUUGGAGGGCUGUGUUUGGAAAUUACAUGCGGGAGGCGGGUGGAGACUUGUGGAAUGGGUUUGGGAUUUGCAUUUCCAGGAAAAGCUCUUGACAGCCGCAGAUGAGAGGUUGAACGGGAAUUUUGAUGGAAAGGAAAUGGAGAGGGUGCUCCAGUUGGGGUUGCUGUGUUCUCAUCCGGAUCCCAAAGCGAGACCCAGUAUGAGAAAAGUGCUGAAUAUAUUAAGAUUGGAAGCUAAGGUACCCGAUGUUCCGCUUACUUAUCCAGUAACCAUGUAUGGUGGCACUCUAGGUUAUUUUGAAGCGUCUAUGUUUCCGAUGCUUGGUAAAAUAUCAACUCCAGCAAACUACGAAAAGUUUUUAAAAUUACUUAAUGAUUUACCAUGUCGUAAAGUUGUUUUGCAUGGUUCAAGAAUUAUUGUAGAUUUUUAG